Messenger RNA from Drosophila takahashii, 3208 nucleotides. It is a transcript of the gene FoxK, whose product is annotated as forkhead box K. Lineage: Eukaryota; Metazoa; Arthropoda; Insecta; Diptera; Drosophilidae. Gene Ontology annotation, biological process: regulation of transcription by RNA polymerase II. The record is from RefSeq and is a predicted model, not a curated record. Gene Ontology annotation, molecular function: protein binding; DNA-binding transcription factor activity, RNA polymerase II-specific; RNA polymerase II cis-regulatory region sequence-specific DNA binding.
GCAAACAACAACAGUAAGCGAGCAUAGGACAAGUGGGAUUUACCUUUCAAUGGCCGCCACUACAACAACAACAACCACAACACUAGCAACCACCACCGGCAAUAGCAGCAGCACCACCAACAACAACCACAGCAUCGCCAGCAGCAACAACAACAAUAAUAACAACAACAUUGUUACCGUACACGCCGUACUGAACAACCCACCCACCAACAUUGCAGGCGGUGGUGCAGCCGACGCCGCCACCGUUGCGAUUGCCAAGGACAUGUUGCAGCUGCAUCAUGGCGCAGCGGCGGCAGCAGCAGCAGCAGCAACAGCGGCGCUGAAUAACAACAAUACCAGCAGCAGCAACAACAACAACAGCAGCAGCAGCAGCAGUAACAGCGCGGCAAGCAACAACAACAACAGCAACAGCGCCGAUCAGCUGAUCAACAAUUCAGCAAACCACCCACCUGCCACUAGUAGCACCACCGCCUCAUCCUCCUCCUCCGCCAGCACCACCACCCCCUCCGCAUCAGCAUCUCCGCCGCCAUAUGGAGAGCUGCGCUUCAACCAGGAGGUGUUGCCCAUCACGGACGCCGUGACGGUAAUCGGACGCAACUCCUCCACAUCGCUGGUCCACUUCAAUGUGGCGGAGAACAACCUGGUCUCGCGGAAGCACUUCCAGGUUCUCUACGAUGUGGAGCUGCGCGCCUUCUUUGUCCAGUGCCUCAGCAAGAACGGCAUCUUCGUGGACGAUUUCCUGCAGCGGCGCAACGUGGAUCCACUUCGUCUGCCUCAGCGCUGCUACUUCCGCUUUCCCAGUACGGAGAUUCGCAUAGAGUUCGAGAGUUAUGUGCCCGCCCCUCCAUCGGAUGCAGCCGCCGGUCAUUCGCCAUCGUUGGUCGUAAGCGGUGGUGUAGUGGGUGGUGGUGGUGGUGCCCACGUUAUUAUAACACCGCCGCCGAGGGACGAACUUCACCAGCAGCAGCAGUUGCAGCAUCACCACCAGCAGCAGCAACAGCAGCAGCAGCUGCAGCAGCAGCAGCAUCCUCACCACCAGCCAGCGCACCACCUGCCGCUGCAACAACAGCAGCAGCAACAGUCGCACCACCCACUCCCGCACGCACCUCACCACCCGCUCCACAGCCACACAGCUCUGCACCAGCAGCAACAGCGUAGCGGCAACAUCGUUGUGGCGCCAUCAGCUGGGGCAGCUGCCCACCUAAUUGCCGGCGAUGGACCCGGCAUCUAUUCUCCGCUCAAGAUUUCCAUACCCAAGAAGGAGCAGAAGAGCCCCUACCUGUCACCAACUGGUACAAUAAGCGCUGCCAACAGUUGUCCGGCUAGUCCACGUCAGGGUUUCAUCCAGAAUCAGCCCAACAAUUACAACAACUACAGUAACAACAACACACAGGAUCUGUUCCAGACUCCCUCCACAGCCAGCUACAAUCACAACGAGAAGCCGCCGUAUAGCUACGCCCAGCUUAUCGUCCAGGCCAUUUCUGCCGCACCGGACAAGCAGCUAACGCUCUCGGGCAUUUAUUCGUUUAUAGUCAAGCACUAUCCGUACUACCGCAAGGAGACGAACAAGGGCUGGCAGAAUUCCAUACGUCAUAAUCUCAGUUUGAAUAGGUAUUUCAUCAAGGUAGCCCGGUCACAGGACGAGCCCGGCAAGGGCUCCUUCUGGCGCAUUGAUCCGGACAGCGGCGCCAAGUUGAUCGACCACAGCUACAAGAAGCGUCGCCAGCGAAGCAGCCAGGGCUUCCGUCCGCCAUACGGGAUGCCCCGCUCGGCGCCCGUCUCGCCCAGUCACAUGGAUAAUUCUCGCGAGAGCUCACCGCUGCAGGAUAUUGUGCUGCAAUCGGCUCCCGGAUCACCGGGGAUGUCGCUGGAACAGCGAGCCGCUGAUGCCGAAAUAAUCUACAACUCUCAAAAUGCACACCAGCAACAGCAGCACCAACAGCAACAGCAGCAGACGCUGUCGAGCAAUUCCAAUCAGUACAGCAGCGGUAGUCCUUACUACGUAACCAAUCAAAACUCCGGCGUGGCCGCGCCACAAUCGCACGUUGAGGGAAGCGGCGCGAGCGGAGGCGGCGGAGUUGGAGCUCUGAUUGCUCUGAAGAGGAACCAUGUGAUGGGCGGCGGCGGUGCGUCCCAUUCGCUGCAUCAGCAGCAGGCGGUGGCACAACAACAGCAGCAGCAGCAGCAGCAGCAGCAACAACAGCAUUCAGAGAUUAUCUAUGAGGAGUUGCCGACCGACUACAGUGGUCACAUCGAGGCCACCGAGGAGGAGUGCGUCACCACUGCCACCGAUGCCACCGUGGCCAAGCGACCCAAGUACGUGUCCGAGGUGCUCUGAUGCGUGCGGAUCCAGAAGCACCGGCAGAACAAGGGCAAAUAGUGGGCCCCACGGGUGGAAACGAUUAGAAAGCAAAACAAAAAGUAUCUCCAUCUUGUAUAUUGAAUUUGCCAAUCACAAACCUACCUACACCUACACCCCGAAAACCAAUCAAAACAAAAAGCGAACCCAACACACAAUAUAGGAAAUCAAAAAGGCACGCGAAGCAAAGCAACACGAAAGCAAAUUGUAUAAAUUGAUAUGGAACAUUUUACAAAUAGCAACUGUGAGAUUGUGUUUGAAAUGUUGGCCCAACAACCGUUCAACGGCGGCAACUACAUGCACACCUUUCGAAAUUCGAUACCCGAUUCGAAGUUACGACUUAAUCCCUUAGAUCUGACGAAUUCAAUAUGCUCGAUGACGCUACUCUCUAAGUAAUAUAAUAAAAAUUAAGUUUAAAGCGAGGUAAAGCAGCAAACAAAGCAAAAUUAUCUAGAUAUAUGCGAUUGAUUAUUGUAAUGAUUGAUGAUUAUGAUGUUUAAGAUGUUAUAGCUAUGUGACCGAAUUGUGCGAGAAGCGUGAGAAAAUUGGGAAAGAAUUAAGUAACAAGCAACCAACCACACAAGUAACAAACAAACAGGCGAAUGAAUAAUAUUACCUAUCUACAUACCUAUAUCGAUUUAAAUAUAAUAUAUAUAUCUAUAUAUAUACAAACAUUAAAAUACAAACAAAAACAAAAAUGAUGAAAUUUAAUAAGUAAUAUCUACAAAUUUACGGAUACAAUAACGAUAUAUAAAGAUUGAAAUGAUAGCACAUUAUUUCUUAUUAAUGAAGAAAAUCCCAUUUAAGUGUUUGGACAAAUUGUGUAUUAAAAAACAAAAAUCAAAUGUA